AUGCUUUAUGAAGGAAUGAGUUUUAGCAAUUGGGAUAUAGCAUUAGAAACUAUUAGUACAUUUGCUAAACAAAAUGGAUUUGCAUUUAAAAAAGAAUGUGUAGAAUAUUGUUCUGAUGGCACACAUUUAAAUCUUUCACAACCAAUGAAAAAUAAUUUGCUUAACUCUGUUUAUAUUACAAUCUUUAUUAAUAAACAUAAUCAUGAAUUGUUACCCAAAAGGUUAGAGUUUAUUGAAGCUAAAAAAUUUACAGAUGAUAUGGUUAAGAGAGUUUUAUUUUAUGCAAAAGAUAUAGGUUUAAAUCCUCAUAGCAUUAAACAGGCAUUAGAAAAAGAAUUUCCAAAUCAUUUUAUUUAUGCUCAAGAUCUUUAUUCAAUACUUCAACAAUAUCAUCUUAUUCAAAAAUUAGAGCUUGCAAAUGAUGCUUUUUUAUUAUAUAAUGAGCUAAUAAAAAAAAAAAAGCAAUAUCUGAAAUGCCAAAUUAUUCUUUGGUCAAAGUAUUUUGAUGUAGUUCUUAACGAUAAUACUUCACAAACAAAUCAGUAUAAAAUGGCUUUAUCAUUAUUUUUAGUUGUAGAUAAUCAUAUAAAAUCUCAUUUAGUUGCACAAGCUAUUACAGAUGAUGAACCUGUGAAAGCCCACAAAUGGAUUCUUAAACAAAUUAAAAAAGCAACAAAUAAUGCAAUUCCAAAAGUAAUUAUAACAGAUGCGGAUCCUGCUUUAGAUGCAGCUAUUGCUCAAGAAUUUACAGGUAUUCAAUCAACAUCACAUGUAGAAAGCUAUAAUUCUGCAAUUAAACAAUCUAUUUUUAAUUCAAAUACUAAUCUUUUAGGACUUGCGGAAGUACUUGAAACUCAAAUUCAUAAGGAAGAUGAAAAUACACAGUAUCUUUAUUGGAAAACAAAUAUUCCAAAUACCUUUGCAAUUAAGGCAUCACAAGAACUAUUUCCUGAUAUAGAUGAAUUACUUACUCGCUUUCUGUCACCUACUGUUUUAAAAAUUCAACGAGAUGAAAUAAAAAAAGCUUUAAUAUAUCAAGCUACUAAAGUUGACAAUAAUGAAAUUUUACAGUGA
Molecule: messenger RNA, 1074 nt
Organism: Cetraspora pellucida
Lineage: Eukaryota; Fungi; Glomeromycota; Glomeromycetes; Diversisporales; Gigasporaceae
Source: the annotation of a GenBank genome assembly